GAAGUCGCCCCCGCCGGAGAGGAAGUGGUUCCUGAUGGGGAAAUUAGCUCGUAGGCGGAGCUUCAAACGUUGACCUGUCUUGCGAUGAUAUCAUAACACUGCAGUGAGAGGACGGCGCCCUUCGGCAUCCCUGGGUGAAUGACCGAUGCUGUAAAGUGGGCCAAAAGGCAGUCAUGGGGAAUACAAGAAGGAUGCCAAUUGAGCCCCUCGUCCCUUUUAAAAGCAGCACCUGGACCGCAGCCAGCAUCACACUAAAGACACCGAGAGAAUGGCUCAGUCUUUGAGGAGGAUGGACAUUGCCGGGUCAAUGGACCACAAGCCUCAGAGAGACAAGACCCGGACCAGCUACUUUGGCAAUGUUAAGUCCAGGCUGGGCUCCAAGCUGCCUCCUGGGGUGUCUCAGCCUCCACAGUUUGCUAAGCGGUCCUGGGACACACAACCUCAGUCCCGAAGUUUACAGGAGCCUUCUUUCGGCGGCAACCAACCACAUCGUCAACAUCAGUACCAACCACCCGUUGGCCGACCUCUGGACCACAUCCCUCACAUCCGAAACCCUAUACUGCGGCAGUAUUACCUGCAAGGAACGUCAUGGGAUGUGGACACUGUCAUGAAGCAAGAGCAGACAGACCGACACGCAUCACAUGAUGGCAAAAACAUCAAGGAUGAGUCAGUGUUUAGCAUCUCAUCCCGCUGCAGCAACAGUGACACAGCUCCCCAGUUUUCGUCACAAUCCUCACCCUUGUGUGCUGCAGCGGUCCACACAGAGCAGCAGCAGCAGCAAGCUGGGGAAAGGAGAAGCACAUUUAUUCAACAAGGACCACCUCCAGCCCACCUGGAUUGUGAUCAUAAAGAGAAGAUGGAUCCUGAUUAUUUGGAUCUUCUCUCAGCUCAGUCGCCCUUGCCAGAAGCAGAAUAUGACAAACUACUGGAUGUGGAGGCGGUACCGAUGCCUGAUGGACAGCUCUGCCUUUUGGCUCUUCCGCCUGAAUGCUGUGAGGGGGAGGGGCCAGAGGCCACGCCUUACCUCAAAUUGUUCUGCCGCCACAUCACAGACCGGAAGGGUGUGGUUUCGGGCAUCCUCCUGGUAACGACAAAUAAAAUCUUCUUCGAUCCGUGCAAGACUCACUCCUUGGUGAAAGAGCACGGCUGUGAGGAGUACCUCCUGUCUUGUUCCGUAGACAACCUGGCCUCUGUCUCCUUCUUCUCGGACAUCUCACACGUUCACUUCUCCCACUAUUCCCAGAAAAGGAGAAGGGGGAAGAAAAUUUUACAAAGGCUAAAAACUGCUAAGGCGGAAUCGAGUACAUCUUUGGCGCUUGCAGCUUUGUCUGGUUUGAAUCUUAAAGAAGAGGCUGUAAGACGGGAGGAGACCACAACUGAGCUUGAUAAUAGCCGGAAGGAGGUGUUGUCAGAAGCAUCUGGAGGAGCUCUCGGCGUGGCGGCCACCUUCUGCUGUGGAGUUCCUGAUUUGACGCAUCAAAUAAAGACUGCAGAGUCAGCGGAAAGUCUGACGACAGUGCCUGGAAGGUCCACAGCACAAAGUCCAGGGAGCGUCAUGUUUGUGCGGCUGCGGGUUCAGUCGCCUACAGGAAAGACGUGCGCAGGAGGCUUUCAGUUUGGAAUGGCCGGAGCCACUGCUGCCAGAAGGGAAGCUUGGAUUGCCCUCUCACAGGAGAGCUCCGACGAACUUUAUGCCUUUCUCACGCACCGUCGACCAGACUUGUGUGUACUCAAGGGUGGAGAAGUGGAAGGAGAUCGCAACGAAGAGGAAUUUGUACUGGUGCGGGACAAAGACGAGGAGGGUGAGGAGGGAGUGUUACAGAAACAGCACAGCUCGGGGGACGACUGGGAGAUGGUGUUGAUGGAGGACAGCGGCGGGGACAAGCCGGCACUCCUCGCUGCUGACGGGGGACCCGAAGGACUUCACAGUAUUGUAGAGAACAGCCAUGUUUUGGAAGUUUCGCAUGUCAAAGAGCUAUGCAAGGAGCUGCCCCCUAAGACGGUGGGGCACACCUGGCAGCUGGCGUACAGCACCUCUCGCCACGGCGCCAGCCUUAAGUCCCUCUACCGGAAACUGAGCGCCACGGACUCGCCAACGCUGGUCGUCAUCAAGGAUGCGCUGGACGAGGUAUUCGGUGCAUUCCUGUCGCACCCGCUGAAGCUCAGUGAGGCGUUUUACGGCACGGGGGAAACCUUCCUCUUCAUGCUGCAUCCUCGAUUCAAGUGCUUCAAGUGGACCGGAGAGAACUCCUUUUUCAUUAAAGGGGACCUGGACUCCUUUGCCAUUGGAGGAGGAAGUGGUCACUUUGGUCUGUGGGUGGAUGAGAAUCUGUAUCUGGGCCGCAGCAGCCCCUGCUACACCUUCAACAACUGUUCGCUCUCUGGAACCGACGACUUCCGGAUCAUGGAGCUGGAAGUGUGGACGUUCAGCUGAGAGAGUCUGCGCGGCGUUGAAACCAAUCAAGCAUGGCCGUGAUGACACACGGUACCGGUUUGGGGACGAGUUUGGACUUUGGAGCGCUCGCUGCCUGAAGAGAAGUUUUAAUGGGUGAUUCGUUUCCUGUCAGCACCAGAGACUUUUGCACUUGGCUUUCAUUUGUGAAUCAGUCAUUUAUUUAUCAUGUGAACAGACCUGCAUCCCCAGUCCCGUAGGAAGUUAGUAAACACUCACAGACAGAAUCUUAUUCAGCAUACAUAAUAAUACUCAUGUAUUAUCAUGUAUCCUAAUGCUUGCCAUUAAUAGAUGUGCAUACAAUAAAGCCUAUCACUGGAUAAUCAUCUCUGCCAUA
Messenger RNA from Nerophis lumbriciformis (worm pipefish), 2789 nucleotides. RefSeq names its product oxidation resistance protein 1. The record is from RefSeq and is a predicted model, not a curated record. Gene Ontology annotation, biological process: regulation of transcription by RNA polymerase II; response to oxidative stress. NCBI's taxonomy places the organism in Eukaryota, Metazoa, Chordata, Actinopteri, Syngnathiformes, Syngnathidae. Gene Ontology annotation, cellular component: nucleus.